GUUGUUGCAAUGGUGGACAAAUGUAUUGAGUUGGCGUUCAAUAAAGAUAAACCUGAAAUUUAUUUUGUAGAAAUCUGGUUAACCAAUGUUUAAAAAACGCCAAUAUUUGGGUGAUGUAUUAUCUGCGUAGGUGUGACACAUCGUAUGUUUCCCACUUAUAGGAAUUUGUGGUUGCAUGGGAAAGAGGACAUGCCCGCCAGCAUCCAUUUAUUGUGUUUUAUUGCUAUAGCGUAUAAUAAAGGACGAUCGUGUUGUGUUUUCAUAAAUUGCGGAAACAUAUCGAAAUUGUUAUGUUAAUUAUAUGGGAGAAGCAUCGUAGACUUUAGGUUUAAAAGUUGUAGUUUACAAAGCAAUUCUCACAAUGUUGCAAAGUGUGCAGUUUAGUCAACCUCCUCCCCCUAUGCCGAAUCUCUCCAUACCACCUCCUAACUUUCCACCGCCCCAGCAACCCCCGCCGCAGCAGCAACAGCUUCGUUAUGGAACCGAUCCAAGAGGAGUACACAGGGGACAUUUUUUCCAGCCUUUCCGUCCGUACACCAGACCAGGCCCUGUAGGUGCGGAUAGUGAGUUUGAUGGCAAACGAUUGCGCAAAUCGGUUAUGAGAAAGACAGUUGACUACAACUCAGCAAUAAUUAAAAUGUUGGAGUCUCGGGUGUGGCAACGUGAUUUCCGAGACAGACGGUCGCUGCAGCCGGAUGUGCUGUACUACCCAGACCUCCAGCCACCCCCAGCGUAUGCAGAUAAUCCCAUUAACUCGGUGACCACACGUUUUGUCAAGACUGCUACCAAUAAAAUGAGGUGUCCCAUAUUCUGCAUGGCGUGGACACCGGAGGGGCGCAGACUGGUCACAGGAGCGUCCAGUGGAGAGUUCACAUUGUGGAAUGGACUCACGUUCAACUUUGAGACAAUAUUGCAGGCUCACGACAGCCCAGUGCGGACGAUGGUGUGGUCGCACAAUGACGUGUGGAUGGUGACUGGGGACCACGCAGGCUACGUCAAGUACUGGCAGAGCAACAUGAACAAUGUGAAAAUGUUCCAGGCGCACAAGGAAGCGAUUCGUGGCCUCAGCUUCAGUCCGACGGACCACAAGUUUGUGACUUGCUCUGACGAUGGCACCCUCAGGAUAUGGGAUUUCAUGCGCUGCCACGAAGAGAGGAUACUCCGAGGGCAUGGAGCUGAUGUGAAGUGUGUUCACUGGCAUCCCCAGAAAGGUCUCAUCAUAUCGGGCAGUAAAGAUAACCAGCAGCCAGUCAAAUUGUGGGAUCCCAAAACAGGACAGUCUCUGGCAACACUGCACGCUCACAAGAGCACUGUGAUGGACAUCAAGUGGAAUGCCAAUGGCAACUGGUUAGUGACUGCAUCGCGAGAUCACUUGCUGAAGCUAUUCGACCUGCGGAACUUGUCAACGGAGGUGCAGACCUUCCGCGGGCACAAAAAGGAGGCGUCGUCUGUGGCCUGGCAUCCAUACCACGAGGGCCUCUUCUGCAGUGGGGGCAGUGACGGAGCUAUCCUCUUCUGGCACGUUGGGGCAGACAAGGAGGUGGGCGGAAUCGAGCAGGCACACGACAGCAUCGUCUGGACACUGGCGUGGCAUCCCCUCGGGCACAUUCUCUGCUCGGGCUCGAACGACCACACCAGCAAAUUCUGGACCCGUAACCGUCCGGGAGACCAGAUGCGAGACAAGUACAACCUCAACACACUGCCAGCCGGGCUGACAGGUGUCGAUGACCAGGAUGUCGAUGAGCCAGCAGUGAUUCCCGGCAUGGGUCCAGAGGACAAGGUGGAGACGACCGAUGGGACAACGCCAGCUCCUGCGGCCGCGUCUCAGAUCCCCGGCCUCGACUUUGAGGGUGUCGAGGACAGGCAUCGGCAGCUGCACAAAAAGGUUCCAUACUCAAAGCCAAUUCCACGCAACUUCCAAGCACAGUGGAAUGAGACUAAACUCAAUCAUGAAGAUGGGAUGGCAGACGAAGACAGUGACGGCGAAGAGGGCUGGCGAAACAGGCGGGGAGGAUCCGCCAAGGACCCCAUCAGCGAGGUCAUCUCGCAGAUCAUGGAGACGAACCCUCCACCCGGGGUGGUGCCCCUGUCCCAGCUGCAGCCGCAGGCUAUCCUCAUCUACGGCAAACUCAUUCCCGUCGAAGGUAACCCCGUGCUGUUGGAAGCGAUCCAGCAAGGUGGCGAAGCCCUCCGCAGGCUGAUCGACUCCGGCGAGAUCGAGGAGCUGCAGGACGUGAUGCCGCACAACGACGAUUCCCCCGCACUGGGCGGCAAUGCACGCGGGUCCAACACUGUGUCUGCGGCAGUCGUGACGCCCCGCGCGCACCCGCGGAAGCCCGAGUACAGGGAGCCCGUCGCAGACCGGUCGGUUAACGAUUCCGACCGAGACGAGACCAGCAAUGACUCCUAUCGUAUGGACACCGACCCUCACAACAAUACGAGGCACCACGAUCAGCUACCGAUGCCGGGCACGCGGCAGCGGCGGACUCGCUUUAGCGACCUGCCGGCGCCAGACCUGAGCAACGACGACAGCCAGCAGCAGAUGCAGCGGCCUCAGGACCACGAGAUCGAGGAGUUGCCACACCAGGACAAGGACAUGCGGCAGACGCCACUUUCGCACCCACACCAGCACCAGAUUCCUUACUCCACUUCGGCACCAAUGCAGAAUAUGUCCGAUCAGGACAUGCGGUUCCCAGCCGGUCCCCCCACCCUGCUGCCCACGCCGGGCAGCGGUCGGGAUGUCGACCUGCGCAGCACAGACCUGUACAGCGACUUGCCGCCUCCGCUGAUGAGUUCGCCGAUGUCCGGCAUGUUGUCAACAACAGGAGAUAGUGAUCUGCGCCGCAUGCCACUGCUGCCGAGUGCAGGGCUGCCGCCGGUUCGCGGGAUGGACGAGGACUUGCGAGUCCCGCCCCACGCCGACAGAUAUCGAGAUGUCGGCCCAGUGGAGGAUCACGACAUGAGGCAGCAGUGGGCACCCAGUGGGGGUGGGGGACCUGCACCUGUCCCUGGAGGCCCACGGAAGAGGCGCUGGGGAGCGGACAAUGGCUCGGACGAUGGACGACCGUCUACUCCACAGCCGUACCUGCAGCGUAGCAGUAGCGGAUCGGUGCGGACCUACGACCGCGACCAGCGAGGGAGGAGCCCCAUUCUGCCCGACUACGAGCCUUACGGCCGUGCGGAAUAUCGGCGUGGUGGGAUAGGCUCCGGCAAGCUACCACCACCCAGGUACAGGGACGAGGGCUACGACGGCUAUCCGGGGUCCCCCUCCGAAGGCGGCGAGGACGUCGGCCCGGAAGGAGACGCUGGUCACGACUGGCCACCCCCCACUGGCGGACCCAGGGUGGCAGGAGGUGGCCUCCUCCCACAUCCGUACCCACGCCCGAGGGACAGCACCAGCAGCGGGGCCGACCUCGGAUCCGGUGGCUACCGGGGCCGCUCUCCUAACAGCUACCGUGGUGACACGAGAGGGGGUGGGCGGGGUGGUGGCCGCGGAGGUCGGUAUUCGUCCAGGGGGCGGGGGUCGAUGAGGGGUGGAGCCGGGAAGAGAGGAGGUGGAGGCUUCUGACAGAGUCCGCAGCCGGAGCCGGACAGUGAGGACUGAACGUGGAUCGGAGUCCCGUCAGCUGCGGCUCUGUCGGACGGCCACCCCUGACGGUAUCAGUUAUUUGUCGGUGACUUGUUUGCAAAGAUAGGGUUGGCCAUUUGUCCCUACACGAGGUUUGUCACUGCAAUAUAGGGAAUUGUAAAACUAUUCAAAUUAUUACGGAUGCACGGAAGAAUAUUACGUUUAGUGUUCUCGAGUGAUGUGUAUACGCUACAAGACUGUCUGUGGUGUGACCUCCUCUGCUCCUAUGGGAAAUUAUUUCCUGAAUUGAAAAAGAAGAAGAAAAAACCACUUAAAUUCUGACAGUCGUGCUUAUUUGAUGCUUUGGGAAUGGACCCUUCUGCACUGUUCCAUGCCCACACACUGAGAAUGUGAUUUGGCCAGCCAUUCACUGCCAGUCUAGCCUCCUUAUGUAGUGUAGGGUAGUGUAAUAAGAUGUGCCUUGACUAGAUGAAGAAAUUUUCAACACUUGAACGCUUGCCUUAGGGCUAACUACAGAAUCCUAAGUAUAUAAAUCUUCACCAGAUGCUAACUGAUCUUAAAGCUCCUCCUAAAUGGCCCACAUUUACCUAUGGAAGCAAAGCAUGUAUCUUUAUGUUUAAGUCUGAAAGUGAGAAGUUAUUUUUUUCCACUGUGCAUUGUACAAGCUUUCAUUUUGCAGUGUUGCACCUCAGUUGACCAUUUAGUUCUUUUAUUAUUACUGUUACCUUUCCUUAUUUUUUGGUGAUUUGGUGAGAUCUUAUCAUGAGAGGAGUACAGAAACUUACAUUUAUAUAAUGAUUUAUUUUUGCAAAAUAUUCCACACUUUUUUUGCCAAGUAAGCAAGAAGAGCACAGAAACAAGAUAAGUUCAUAUAGUUCCUGUAACCCAAAGGGAAGCCAUUAUUGUAAGCAUUAAGUACCUCAAAUGAGGAAGAUGACUGAACAUGAAAACAAAGAUUAAGAAACUUUAGAUUGGAAAGUUAGGAAGUGGGGCGAGAGAGCAAAUGGAAAUUGGACUAAUUUUCUGAAGACUUUCACACAUGAAAUUUCACAAUCAGUUAACAGAGUUGUUGUAUAAAUGAUUCAUCUCCUCUUUACCUGGGUGGAAAAAACAAUAUUUGUAUUGGCAUCACCAGGGGGAGGGGAGGUGCCAACUUCAACGUAUUAUUGAAAUUUAGAUUGCGUUGAACUUUUAAAAUAAAAUGAGUUCUCAUUUUCAGUUACCGAUGACAGCACUAAUCAGAAAGUAUUUUAGCCAUCUUGAAGCACAGUUGUGAGCUGUUAGCGUAAUUUGAAAAUACAUUUUUUAUUUCUCUGGAUUCAACCUAAAAGGCAAUGGUCCUAAGAAAAUGUGCGGCUGUCUUGCAUUUGUGUGUGAAUCAGGGUGUCGGGAGUGACACAAACAUGUGCUUCUGCAGUUAUUCAUUUUUGUCUUGGUCGUAGUGCUCCUGUUUAUACAGUACCCCAAAGCGAGAAAUCACCAUCGUUUCUCAAAAGUAUGGCCAAUUUGCAUAGGAAUUUGUAUCUAAUUCUCUUGGGAACAUAAAAGAAUACCAGCAGUGUUCAUUAAUUGGGGUGUACAGAACUUCGCUGUAUAAGGUUGUGUUGGAAAGAAACAUGCAUUGAUCUGAAGCAGGGAUGCUGUAAAUUAGUGAUUAUUUUUCAUGCCAAUAAUUUUUAGGCAUUAAUGUAUAUUUAACAGUAUAGAGCAAGGACAUAUCAUUUUUCGCCUUUCAGGAACUUGUGGCCUUUGUGGAGGUUUUUGGGAUACAAUGUGCUUCCUUUAGAACUGCGUAGCUCAGUAUGGGUUUCUCUGCUAGUUGACUGUCUGUCAUUUCAUUCAUUUUUUGUUGCAGGCUUUGACAAUGCACAGGAUGUGGCUCUGUGUCAAGGGAAAGAGGAAACACAUGGAGCAGAAUGAUAAAUGGGCACAAAUAAGAGUAAAACUGGGGACACUAAAUGUGAAUUUGUGUGUGUUAUGUCUGACUUGUUGGCUGUCUGAUGUAGCUGACACUCAAGAUCGGAUCCCACUGUGUAGCAGUUUUUAGUUUUCUUUCUACUUGCACAGAUUCCGUGGAAAUAUUCUUUUCAGGAGCGAGUAGUUUACCUACAUUAUCAUUUUAAUUUUCCUUUCAAGAUGGUAUUUGAAGCCAUUUUCAAAUAUUUUUAUUAUUAUAAUUUUUAUACAACAUGAAUAGUGAUUUUUUCCCCCUUCGUUGUUACUUGGAUGAGAGGGUGAAUGGAGAACAAGGUGGUGGAAGGUUUGAAGUGAAGUUGUGUACUUAAAGAAAAUGGGAAGAGUAUGAGAGUGGAUAUGGGUCUAUGUAAUUUGUACAAGUAGCCUGCAGUGUUACAGAAACUGAUAUUUGUUACCCUGUUUAUGUUACUUCCACUGCCGGAGGAUUUAUGUCGUAAUUUCGAAGCAGGAAGCACUGGUGUUUUAUCUUUUCAUGUGUCUUGUAGAAUCCAUCACAAAGACAAUCAGUGGUGCACCAGAUGUAGAUUAGUGUGCUUCGAGAAUAUUUUCUGUCACGGUCAUCUUGCAUUACUACUAAAACAUUUUAUAUUAACUGAGACCUAAUGGAGCAGAGGGGUGGCAUCAGCUUGUGUUUUGAUACCAAGUAAAGAAACGUAUUGAAAAGUGUCUUCCUUUAGUUCAGAGUUUCCAUUGUGACAAUGUUUCUGGCGCACGCAUGGAUGAGCCUGUGUGUGUGUGUGUGUGUGUGUGUGUGUGUGUGUUUUGUGGGUUGAGUGGGGGGACAGCAUCGCUUUUGAUCAUAUAAAUGGGAGUGUUCCUUUAGAAACGUGUGUUGAUCAGGUCGUGUUGAUAUCUGUGAUCAAUACAAUGCAUUACGAGCAAUCAGAGAUUAAUGAACGUAACAACGAAAAUUUUGUGAUAAAGUUGGCCUUAAUCCAAAUUAUAGGAAGGGGGUACUGGAGUUGAUAAUGAGGUAUUGAGGUAGGAUACGUCUCACUUGUUCUGAGAAAUGUCUCUUACAAAACAUCGGAUAAGGUACACAGUUGCUGUAUUGUUUCCCUUACUGCUUUUGCUGUUCUAAAAGCUUACCUUUCUGCAGCUCACUGUUUAAUUUCUGUGAAAUAAAUUGCAAAAUGUGGGACUCCGACUGCACUUUGCCUGUGAAACUACAUUCCGCUAUAGCAACUAACAUGGGAACAUAAUCGGCAGCUUCCUGCUGAAAUGAAUAACACUACAGUAAUUGUUUUCGACGUAUGAAAUCUAAGUUCUGAAUUGUGGAAAUAUGAUACUAUCUGCAGCAGUGAGAGAUCUACAGGGGAUAUAUACUGCCUUCGGGAAACUUUCAACAUUAUAUAGACAUCUGGAAACAUUGCCUGUCCUGACCCAAAUCUGUUGAUGUGAAUUAGUAAAAAUAUUUUUGAGAAAUAACUUUCCCUAUGGAGUAUACAAGUUUGACAUGGAAAAAGAUAGUCAAUUGUGCACUGCCAGAACUGUUAUUUUCAGUUUCUGCUGUGCUUUCUGUAGACUUGCAUCAUAGUAGUGCUUAGCCAUAAACAUUAUUAAUACAGGUUAACUUGUGUCCACCAGCAUUCUGUGUACUUAAGAGAAUUAUGUAUUAUGAUUUUUUGUCUAGUUUCUGUUUCAUACCGAUUUCCAUUGUGAUUCAAAGAAAACUUACUGGUCUUGCGCUGUGAAUAAGACUGACUGGGUUCUUCACCCAAUGCAUCCUUUUGCAAUUUUUUUCCAAUCUUUUUUGUGGAAUCUUUUAAUCAGUGUCAUAUCAGUGAAGCUAUCAUUCAUGAUAGGCAUAAUUGGCAGAGAAUUGUAUUAAUUUCUUUUUUUUAAGGAAUGGUUGCAAUUUUCUAUAGUGGCCCAAUAAUUUCCUCUGCUGAAUUAUUUUCCUGUUACCAAAAUCCUGUAUAAAAUGUUGGUAAAUUGUUAUGUAUUGUAUUUAUGUUAUGAACAGAAUUUCCAUGUAUUUUUAAAAGUAUAAUCAGUUCUGUGUGUUCCUUCCUGUCCAUCUAAAUGGCCAGGGACUGAACAUUCACAUUACUUUUGCAUGUCAAGCUGAAAGAAUUGUUAUUUUUGUAUUUUAUUCAUGUAAUAGCUAAAUGUAAAUGUGAGCGA
This is a messenger RNA of Schistocerca cancellata (South American locust), 7693 nucleotides long. RefSeq names its product pre-mRNA 3' end processing protein pfs-2 (gene Wdr33). NCBI's taxonomy places the organism in Eukaryota, Metazoa, Arthropoda, Insecta, Orthoptera, Acrididae. Gene Ontology annotation, cellular component: mRNA cleavage and polyadenylation specificity factor complex. Gene Ontology annotation, molecular function: protein binding. The transcript is spliced from 16 exons. The record is from RefSeq and is a predicted model, not a curated record. The coding region runs from base 362 to 3568 and encodes 1068 amino acids.